Messenger RNA from Petromyzon marinus (sea lamprey), 5237 nucleotides. It is a transcript of the gene B4GAT1, whose product is annotated as beta-1,4-glucuronyltransferase 1. The record is from RefSeq and is a predicted model, not a curated record. Gene Ontology annotation, biological process: protein O-linked glycosylation via mannose. Gene Ontology annotation, cellular component: Golgi apparatus. Lineage: Eukaryota; Metazoa; Chordata; Hyperoartia; Petromyzontiformes; Petromyzontidae. Gene Ontology annotation, molecular function: glucuronosyltransferase activity.
AACCACAGCAAGAAAAUUAGAAAAAAGUGGCGUUUUUUAAAAAACACAAUUGUCCAUCUCUUCAUCACUGCUGCUGUCAGUGGGUCACAUUUUUGCGCAAAUUUAUUUUGAUGGUGACACUAAGUCAAGAAGAAAGGACCAUACUGCAGUUCUUCAGGAACUGUUGAUGGGUUGUUGCAUACUGCAACAAAUGCGGAAGUUAUUUUCUGCACGUUUAUCCGUUGCUUGAAACAUUACGGUCUUUUUUUAUCAUGGGAAUUUUCUCGCGUAAAGAUAGUCGAAUGUGAAUUGGUUUACAAAUGCAGCUGGCAUACAUAUACAGACUGUAUAUACAGACUGCCACUGGUCUCGUAUUGUAUGUUAAUGACUCUUGUCAGUUCACCACGGUCCCUAUACGUGUUCAGCCUCCAAGUUUGCCGUGGUUCCUUAUACAGUUCGGCACUGUAAUGUUGAUCCUGUUAACCGCGGUCUCUUACAAUGUUCCUGUGUUUAUCCAGUGGGUGUUUAUCGCGGUCCCUUAGUGUUCAUCCAGUGGGUGUUUACCGCGGCCCCUUACAAAUGUUCACCCAGAGGAUGUUUACCGCGGUCCCUUGUAAAUGUUUAUUCAGUGGAUGUUUACCGCGGUCCCUUGUAAAUGUUGCUCCUGUGGGUGUUCACCGCCGCCCCUUGUAAAUGUUGCCCCUGUGGGUGUUUACCGCCGCCCCUUGUAAUGUUGCCCCUGUGGGUGUUUACCGCCGCCCCUUGUAAUGUUGCCCCUGCGGGUGUUUACCGCCGCCCCUUGUAAUGUUGCCCCUGUGGGUGUUUACCGCCGCCCCUUGUAAUGUUGCUCCUGUGGGUGUUUACCGCCGCCCCUUGUAAUGUUGCUCCUGUGGGUGUUUACCGCCGCCCCUUGUAAUGUUGCUCCUGUGGGUGUUUACCGCCGCCCCUUGUAAUGUUGCUCCUGUGGGUGUUUACCGCCGCCCCUUGUAAUGUUGCUCCUGUUGACCGCCGCCCCUUGUAAUGUUGCUCCUGUGUGUUUAUCGCCGUCCCUUGUAAUGUUUAUCCAGUGGGUGUUUACCGCCGCCCCUUGUAAUGUUGCUUCUGUGGGUGUUGACCGCAGUCCCCGCAGUGGUUGCCGCGCGGGGCCCGGUCAGUGACUGUUGUUUUGCGCCUCACCUCAAACUGCGUUCGCGUGUCACGCACGCGCCGUGCAUAGCGAUAAUCACGUCUGACUCGCGCACAGUACACGUGGCCAGAUCACCAGAAAUGCGCCAAGUCUCGUCGUCAGGGCUCGGCAGGGGAUGGGUUAUCACCACUGCGUGACACGUCCAAAUAGGCUUAAGGGCUGCGCUAUCGGCAGAAGGCUGCCCACGUUAAAACAUCCGUUGUUGCAGAGUACUGUGCUUACACGUCUACGCAGCACGCCUUCAACAACCUGCACUGAACGAUGAGAGCGAGUGCUCCGCUCAGGCGGACUGGCGCAGCCUUCUCGAGCGUCUCCGCUCACCGGUGACAAUGCGGUUCAAGCUGCGGGCGCGGCUGCGCUGCACGCCCUUCAAGAUCCUCAUCUUCCUGCUGCUCGUUGUCAUGCUCGCGCUGCAGCUCACCUACCUCGUGCUGCUGCUGCGCAUGGACGGCCGCGGCGACGGCUCUUCGCCCCUGCCGCUGGCGGCCGCUUUCCUUGGCGCUAUCGUGCGGCGUUCGUCUGAACCGCUGAUCGUGGCCAAUGGGAGCCUCGCCGGGGACCCCCAAGAGGCCGCGAAUGCGUUGAGGGCGGCGCUGGUCGCUGCCGGCGGUGCCCCCGCGCUCGAUGCCAGCAGCCGCUUUGCCAUCUUCAGCCGGCUCCUCGCGCCGGAACCGGCUACGGACGGCGCCGGCGACACGUGGCAUGAGCUGAGUCUGGCGACCCACACGUCCGUCAAUGGGCUGCACCACCUGGAGGUGCUGCUGGAGCGAUGGGAAGGGCCCGUGUCGGUUGCCGUCUUUGCCUGCGCCAACGACACAUGGCUGGCGCUCGCCGCCAUCGCGGCGGUGCGGGGUUGCUCAAAGAAGGCGCGCGACAACGUCGCCUUUCACCUGGUGGCGUCGGCCAACGCGGGGUUCUCGUCCGCGGCGUGGGGCGAUGCCGUGGUGUGGGCAGAUGCUGGAAAAGGGCACCGCUGGGUGGCGCCGAAGGUCGGUGCUGGCUGCACUGAGGUGUUCGCGUGGCUCGGCAGCGAGGCGGUGCAGGGCGCACGCAGGAACUACGCGCUUGAUGGCGGCGUGCCCUACCCCAACAACCUCCUGCGCAACGUGGCACGAGCCGGUGCCCGCAGCCGGCACGUGCUCGUGGUGGACGUGGACAUGGUCCCCAGUGUCAACCUCCACCGGGACUUCUUGUCCAUGCUACGACGGGAAGAUGGAGGCGGUCGCCGUGACCGAUUGAUUGUGUUCGUAGUGCCGUCAUUUGAGAUACGCCACUCUCGCCGCGUGCCAGACACCAAGGCGGAGCUCCUGCGCCUCCUCGGGGCACUGGAGUUGCGGCCGUUCUAUGACGAGCUGUGCCGCAAGUGCCAGGCGCCCACCGACUAUGCACGCUGGGCGGCGCUGGCUCCCGCGCCAGGACUGGCGCCAGCAUACGAGCUGGAGUGGCGCGACCCUUGGGAGCCGUUUUACGUCGGCCCGAGCGCCGCGCCGCCGUUUGACGAGCGCUUUCAGCAGUACGGCUUCAACCGCAUCAGUCAGACAUGUGAGCUGCACGUCGCUGGAUACCGCUUCGCUGUGCUGGACAACGCCUUCCUGGUCCACCGUGGCUUCAAGCUGCCGGGAGAGUUCCACGCUGGCAAGGAGGCCGAGCAAGAACGCAACCGCAUCCUCUUCCGCCGCUUCAAGCAGGAACUUAAGUUGCGCUACGCCGACUCCCCCCGCCGCUGCUGACCGACCGUCAUCCUUCACCAACAUCGGCAUCAUCUGGGGGAAGGGGGGUGGCGGGUGGCACCACUUUAAAAUUUUGCUGACGGCCAUGGCGGAGUGGGGAGCAUGAGGGUUGAGGCGAUGCUGCCGAUGUUAAAUAAUGAACACAGUCCAGUCAUCACGGAGGUGCUGUAGCUGAGGGGUAGGACACCUGGCGGCCGAGUUUAACACAUGAAAGGACACCGCUCAUCCCUGCCACGGAUUACAGAGCAAACAGUACAGCGUUUUCACCGAGCCAUACUGAAAAUGUACGAGUGCUAUUUAGUUUAUCUUAAAAAUGACAAGUAGUUUAAAAGUAAUGAUAUUCUGUUUACCAUGAAAAUUACGUCAGUAAGCUGACCACGUGAAUUUUUAGUGGUGGGGGCUCCAUGCCCCCUUCCCCACAAUCAUGCUGCCUGUUAUCACCACUGCCAGUGUCGCAGUGAUGCCUUGAUGACACGACUGCCAAAAACACAAAAACCUGUUGGUUGAUUAAAAUGGCUAUUCAAUCUUAGAGCUCUAAAAAAAGCAAUCGGUAUGUCCAAUGACAGUUUUUUAAGUAACUAGAUGUGGUGACACGCUUGUAAUCCAGUUAUUUUAGAAGCACUGGUUGAUAGUUGUGAACAGUGUGAGGUGGUCAAGAGGUGGCAGCAUAGCAAGUGGGUUUAAGAACCUGUCCUUAUGGCACUUUGUUAAUUUCCCACUCCUCCGCUUAACACGGUUGGCUACGUACGGUGUGAAAGUAGUUCAACAUACAUCCACUUAACUGAAAAGUAAACACAUUUGGCAACGUUAUGAACUGUAUUGGCCAAACAUCUCAAUACAGCAGGACCCUCAAGGUAUUGUGUAUGAAUAACAUACAAAUUUACUAAUUAUAAGCUUUGUAUCAUGGUAUUACAGUGCUAUUUUAAUAUUUAAUGACCUUGUUAACACAAUAGUAAUUCAGUUAUCACCCUGACAAACCCACAAGACCCCCACUUGCCGUUCUUCGUUGGUGCAAAUGUACAAAAUCCAAUCCUCAACAUUAAAUGGCAUUCAACAGAAAAGUAUGGUGAUAUAAGAUAUGAUGGUAGAGCUAAACCUUUAAUCAUAAUUGCACAUUUGUUCUCUAUAAAUCACCUUUUGCAUGUACUGUACUAUUAUGCUCAACAUACACAGCAGCGAGCUUCCUGGCCUCUGGCCUAUAAAACAUUGUAAAUGUGAAUUCAGUUUUAUCAUAAAUGGCACCGAUGACCAGAUCACCUGAAAUGUAUAUCAAAGAAUCGGAUCUUAGAAGCUAAGCAGGUUUUAACGUGAAUGAUAGUUGGAUAAGUGACCACCGUGCACACCAGGUUGUCAGGUUGCCGUGGACUUGUGCUUUGUGGGCAGUGCAGCAAAAUCUGUUGUACCGAACUGUGCUUCCACGUCUAUGAUACCCCACCUUCGAUCUCCACUUAUCAUCGUGGUAAAGUAUGGUUAAAUAAUGCACCUUAUCCAUAUAGUGGAGAGCCCUCGACAAUGGGGCUGUACGUGUGUAUAAUAAAUGGUAACACCACAAGUAUCCCUAAUCCUAGCUUGACUUUAAAUUACUGAUCGAAGAUUGUUGAUGUACGUCAUGUGCUGUCAGACACCAACUCCCUAGAAACACUGCAAUAUGAAGCAGUGUUUUCAUUGAUGUAAAAAGGAUAGUUUUUUUGGUAUGUGUGAUGCACUGUAUUUUCCCCUCGAUUUGGUGCCGUGAUGUAUGGCAAAUGUUUGCGUUUUAGUUUAUGGAAUAAGCCCGCGGUUUUCCCGAAUGACUUUAAUAAAUUAUUUUGUCAACAAAACCUUGUAAUUUUAUGCACUACCUACAAAAAAACAAUGGUGGCAAUUGGUGCUGAGCUAGUGGUAAAUUAGACCACAUGGCAAAGUCACCUCUACGAAAAUCACUCUUAAUGCCCGAUCAGACCAGAUCUCAGUGGGAUUGAGCUCGUUAGUCUUGGGAUGGGAGACUCCGGGAACUCCAGGCGAUGCAGCCUGUGAGGUGUGUGCGGAGUCUUGCCAUCUCAUACAUGGGCAGUUUUUUUUCUCACGUGCUCUGGUUUCUCUCACUUAGACCAAACACUCAGUCAUGGAAUUGAUGCAAUACCCGCCUCAAAAAAGUGUUUUGGGGGAAAAUGGAUGUUAAAGCAUGCGGCCACAUUUUAACAUGCAAUAUUAAAAAUCUGGAUAUUAAAUUUAACCUCUGCUCGAUUUUCACAACUGUAUAUUUUUUUGACUCAUUCUGAAAUCAGGAUCGCAUCCCGAAUACGUAUCCUGUUUACAUUUAUUUCCGACAGUUACUUGAUCAAUAAAGGAAGUUAUGCAUA